AUGAUCAUUGAGCGAGAGCUUCGGUUAUAUACUCACAGCAGGCAGCCUGCAGACCAGCAGCGUGGAAUGCAGGAUAGGGGGGCUGGACAAUACAGGAACGCAGGCGUCGGUGCCCGAUGCUUGGGAUGCUUAGGCGGUUUGGAGCGCCCUCGGGAGUCUGCGGACCGGCACCGACAGAAAUCCCGGGCCGACUGCCCCCACCCCGGGAGCGCGGGCACGUGCGCAGCAGCCUACAGCGCGCCCGGGAGGGCCGGGGCUUCCCCUUCCCCGCCCUCCCGGCUUUCGCAGCCGAGUCCGGCUCUCCGCCCGCCGCCCGCGGAAGCCUCACGGCACAGCAGCGUCCCCAGCCCGGGCCGUUCCGGGGACCGGAGGGCGCAGCGCGUAAGGGGCCCGCAGGAUCCAAACUGCCGAGGAGGAGCAGGAGGAGGGAGGAGGAAGAAGAGGAAGACGUGGAGGAGGAGGGGAGGGAGGCAGAAGAAAGAGAGGCCGAAGACUAGGAGAAAAUGGGCCCGCGGAAGCCGAGGGGGUGCGUCGGCCGAGCAGGGCGCGGACGCCGAGCGAGCCCAGCGCCUCCCAAAAGCCUCACCAGCCGCCCCGCCCGGCCGCGCCGCUCCGCCGACUCCCAGGCCGGCCCAGGCCGGAGCGUGGCGCCGUCGGGAGGUUGCAGAGUUCCUGGAGCUCACGGCUGAGCCCGAAGGAAGUCGCCCUCGAUGGGCACGAAGCGGGGCCCAGGCACGCCCGCGAGAUCGCGUUAGGAUCUGCGGUCCUCCGACUGGCGCGGGCCUGCUGCGCCUUCGCCACACACCCCCACUCUGGGCCUGGACUCCGCAGUGACGCCGGGUAUUUCUGAGCGUCUGACCACCCCCUCCCCCACAGCCUUUUCGUUCCCACCCAACCCCUUUCUAGGAGCAGCUUCUAGUUGCAGCUCAGGACCCAUGAGUUCACCCUCUCGCCAAGCACCCAGCUCCCGGCCCUGCCUACGGUCACCCGCAAACCUAAUGGUCGGCUAAGCGCCGCAGUGGCCCGAGAUGACACCAGGAGCCUCCCUUGCUGUGCGCUUCCGGAAGACGCGGAACGUCUUUCUCACACUCCUGGGACACAAAAAUACCCGACAACUCAAAAUCGCCGAAACACAUCUUUUCAUGCUUUAAAAACCUCUGCCCAAGCCUGUGGCAGGAGCAUAUCCAACUGUGAUUUGGAUUUAUUUUUGAACAUGGAAUCGAAGGGAAGAGGGGAGGGAUUCGCAACUAAAGCGUAGUUUUUUCUCAAGCAAGUCUUUACAUGGCCCCAAACCUACUCUAGUUCUCUGUCAUUCAGCCACCAAACAUCUCUGCCUGCCUUUAUGAUUCGGAUCUCACUCCACUAUUAGCACUAACUCCUAAAUCCACAAAGAGAUAACUGCGGGACACCAAACCCACAGCUGCCCUUCCCCUACCUUCCAAGCAACCAGUGUCAAUCUCCUCACUGUAGUUCCCAGCAUCCCAGCCUGGGGUGCGGAGAACGAUAAAUUAAAUAACAUAGCGGGGAGGAGAGGACACAGGGUUUUGAAAGACGGUAAGCAUUCAGCUGUGUUCCCCUCUGCGUCCUUACACUUGCUGAGCACUGACACCAAAUUUAAACCGCGUUCCUUCAAUACUGAUGUAAUUGUAAAGAGCUAUAAAGGGCAAUGAUCUCUUCAAGUCAGUGUUUUUUUCCCCAGGUAUCCUACAAGGUCUGCACAAAUCGAGAAAGCAUCAUGUAGCAGAAAUGCUGAAAACUAUAGAUGCUGCAAAACCUCAUUCUGAGGCUGAAAACUGUGAAUAGUGGGUGUAUUUCCUCCUGCGGUGCAGAACAAGAACAACCAAAAAGAAAGCAACAAGGGGAAAGGUUAUUUAUUUUAAUGAUACCAAAAACACCAGUCCUAGCAAUUUAUUAAAGUAAAAUCAUAGUCCUUUAAA
Molecule: messenger RNA, 1937 nt
Organism: Saimiri boliviensis boliviensis (Bolivian squirrel monkey)
Lineage: Eukaryota; Metazoa; Chordata; Mammalia; Primates; Cebidae
Source: RefSeq, a predicted model, not a curated record